Aegilops tauschii subsp. strangulata is the source of this 1113-nucleotide messenger RNA. RefSeq lists its product as uncharacterized. The record is from RefSeq and is a predicted model, not a curated record. Lineage: Eukaryota; Viridiplantae; Streptophyta; Magnoliopsida; Poales; Poaceae.
AUGGCAUACAAGAAGUUGAGCGACUUAACUACAAGGGGACAGAAUUGGAAUAUUCAAGUGAAAGUAAUAAGAAUGUGGGAUUCAGUGAAUCCUACGACCGAUGAGCUUAUUAGCCUAGAUAUGAUACUGAUGGAUGAGCAGGGUGAAACAAUCCAUGCUACUAUCUGGAAGAAUCUUAUAGACACUUUUAGAUCAAAGAUCAAUGAAAAGUCUAUUUAUGCAUUCAGCAAUUUUAAGGUCGUGGAAUCCACAAAAUAUAGGCCAGUGAGCAAUGAAAUUAAAAUAUUUUUUACAUACAAUACAAAGGUAAAGGAAAUAAAAGGAUCUUCGGAAGUUUUCCCGGAAUAUUGCUUCGAGUUUGCUACCAUGGACACACUAGAAGAAAGGGCGGAAAAAGAUACACAAUGCUCAGAUGUCAUUGGACUACUAACUCAAAUGAAGCCAGUGGAGACAAGAAUAACAAAAAGGAACCCACAACCUUCAUAUAUCCGUGAGAUUGAAAUCCUAAUGCCAGAGGGUGAUAAAAUCAAAAUCACGUUGCUGGGAAAGUUUGCUUAUUUUUUGACCGAGGAUGUAAUCGGCAGCCAAACUGUCCUUAUUAUCACAUCAAUGAUGGUGCAGAGAUUCAGUGGUUUGUGCCUAAAGUCAACGAGUGCCACAAGGAUAUAUAUAGAUCUGGAUAUACCAGAAACACAAGAACUUCUUGAUAGGAACUCAGCCGAAGAAACCUUACCAAAGAUGGGCAGUAUAGAUAGAAGUAAUCAAGGAACACUAGAAGAACAUAUGUUUUAUAGGAGGAGAACAUUAGAAGAACUUACUACAAUGAGGCACGGAAACCAGUCAGAUCAGGAUGGGAAAUCGGAAGAAGCGCCAAAGAUUAUUCAACAAUUAUGUGGCAAAAGACUCAUAUUUAGAUUCAAGCUCAAUGAUAAUAAUCUCACAUUUGGCACACAAAACUAUGCCGUAAAAAGAACAUUUGUGCCUGAUGAUAGGCUUGAGAUGCUCUAUUUGGACAAUAAAGCUGAGGAGGAAUUGAUGGAUGAUGAGGUGGACACUGUGUUAAUGAAGAAGCAAAACAUGCCAGAUAGAAAGUCACAGAAUAAUAAUGUUUAA